Molecule: messenger RNA, 4937 nt
Organism: Exaiptasia diaphana
Lineage: Eukaryota; Metazoa; Cnidaria; Anthozoa; Actiniaria; Aiptasiidae
Product: ankyrin repeat and fibronectin type-III domain-containing protein 1
Exons: 31
Coding region: 634-4134 (1166 amino acids)
Biological process (GO): establishment of mitotic spindle orientation; signal transduction; regulation of establishment of bipolar cell polarity
Cellular component (GO): spindle
Molecular function (GO): protein binding
Source: RefSeq, a predicted model, not a curated record
AGAGCGGUGCUCAUUGAUUGGUCAAUGAUAUGACCGGAAGUAAUUGUGCAAGUAAUAAUAACAUGCGUACAACCGAUCGAAUCUAAACCGCUUCACGACCAAUCUUAGAAACCAAUGUCUUCAGCUCGAUUAGACAGAUUCUCUGCUGCUUCCAGUUGUUCACUUUAACGGCUAUUGGUCUAUCUUUGUAAAGUAAAGGGGGUUUAACGUUUUAUCGACGAUUGGAUGACUAAAGAGCCUUGGAAAUCUUAACAAUUGUUAAGGUUUUAUAUGUGGGAUUUGGUGUGUGGAGGAGUAGCAGUGUUCUAGCGUUAGGAACUCAAGCUGGUCGUUGACCAUAUUACUGUAACCGAGCAUUUUCAAGUUGUUUCGUCUGUAUUUUUCUAUGUAGUCAUCGAGAAAAGCUGUCUUUAUUGUGGAUGAGUAUCGCAAUUCUGUGUCGUGAAGGAAUCAUGAAGAAAACACGCAGUAAAAGUGUUGCGCUUCGAGAUUGUGUUCAWUGCAGCUGUUUGCUGUACAUUAGUUAGUCUUAAAGUUAUUCAGGACAACUGAAUAUUUACAGUUUCUUUAUUUGCUGGGACGCAUUUGCAAGUUUAUUUUGCUACAGUGAGUAGCUUUUGCUACGUGGGCAAAAUGGCUGGAAAACCACACUCAACAACGGACUUUCUUGAAAGUGUUUCAGAGGACAGCUCCACUCGAGAGCUGGACGAGGUUUUUGGGUCGUCCAAGCAGGCAUCCAGUGACUUAUGUUCCAAAUCUAGAACCGUCAGUGAAAAAGAUGUUAUUCUUGAUAUUCAAAAGCAAAAAGAGCUAGAAAAACCUCAUCCAUUACGAAGUCCCGUGAGAAGUCGACCUCCUCUCCUGCGUGCGUUCACCAUCUCAUCUAUUCCUGUUGAAGGAAAUCAGUCUCAAGUCAAGAACGGACGACAUAUGUUUAAGGCUCCGCUUAAACUCAAGUUUUCUCUCUCAACUAAAAGCGCAGCAUGGCGACUAGAGGAUGACCAUGAAGCACCAGUCCAUAGUUACUUAGAUGAGGGUCCAAUCGGCUACACCCCUGGCGGCCUAUACUUUAUGAAUAGCAUUGGAUCGGGUACGCUAACAAGGAAAAUAUCAACAAGGCUCUUGAAUGGUUCCAAUACCGAUGCUGAGUCGUCGAAACACAGUAGUUCAAGCGAAGGCUCGGACUUGUCAAUCAACUCACGAAAAACCAGUGGAAUUGUCAAAUUAGCUCGAAAGCUUAGUCAAAGAAGAGAAAGAAAAACUCAAUCCACACCAGAAAGAGUGCAAGUUCGUUCCCAAAGCCUUGAAAAUAUUCCAUCGCCGACGGACGAGUCGUCUGUGACUGGUAACAAUAAUAUGGGUUCUAUCAAGUCUCCUGGUCUGUAUAGAACAAUGUCUUUAAAUCAUCGACCAUCACCUCGACCGCGUCUUACUUCCCUGGAAAAUCGAUUUAGUGGGAGUAAUAGAGAAAAUCGUUUUAGUGGAAGUAAUCGAGAUUUAAAAGAAAAAACAAGAAAACGAAAGGAAAAUAGUAUCGACAGUUUAAUCGACUCGGUUGUUUGUCAAGAUAUCGAUGAUGUCAGAACGAUUCUUGAGACAGAAGACCUGGAUGUUAACAAGUUAAAUGCAGAAGGUUUUGCCCCGUUAGAUUUCGCUGUGUUACUUGGUUUUUAUGAYAUUGCCAAGCUAUUACAAGCUUACGGUGCACAAGAAAGUCCCAGAUUACAAAGUAGUUUCUUUGAAAAACACCUAAAGAUGCUGAUCAACGAGGCAGAGCAUAAAGUAGAGGACCUCACUUUAUCAGUAGUGCACGCCACUAACAGUAACAGCUCAGAAAUUAAGGAAACGGAGCGUCAGUUAAAGGAAUGGGAAUGGACACGAUUGACUCUUAGACGAAUGCUCAUUGGUUUGAAUAAUUCUGAUCUUCCUGGUCAACCUGUCAGCGUUACACUAUCUGUUGCGUCAGAGGACUCUUUACUUGUCAGGUUCACUGAACCGAUUAACAACGAAGCUAUAUUCACCAAGUACAAAAUUCAGUGGAGUCGAAAUGAGAACUUUAUUCCUUUGGAAGGAGAAUACGUCUUGACGGAUGUUCGAAAUCUCGAAUAUACAAUACCUAAUCUUCAAAAGUCUGUUCUGUACUUCGUGCGGGUUUCCUGUGGAAAUCUCAAAGGUUUUGGUACUUGGUUGGGCUCAACCCCUCCGUCGUCCAUGCCAUCAAGCUGGCAUGAAGUUGAUGACUCUAAGCCUCGUUUCCAGGGAAGACUGAGUGUUAUCGAUAACUUGUUCAGUCGUGUUUGGAUGAGUCAUGAAAGACAUCCUACAAGCAGCGAUAGUAAGCGACCACGCAGUGGUAACUACGACAGUGUCAACGUCAACGAAGGAUCGAUGUCACCAAAGUCUAGUCGAAAAGAAUCAGUAAAAAAGAGUCUUUCCAAGUACACAAACAUCUUCUUUCAGUCCACACCAAAAUUCAUCAAAAAUAUGAAGAGGGGGGUGUACCUAGCCGCUAUCAUGUAUACAAGUGAUGAUCGUGUAUUGGUGACGUUUGAUGACAGUAUUCCUACCAUUGAAGUCGACGACAACUAUCCACCAACAUUUCUGCAAGACUUUUGUUGGCUUAUGAAAAUCGCUUGUACGUGGAAAGAUGUUAAAAGAAUAAAACAGGAAGUCGAGAAGAACCCAGCAUCCACUUCGGUCUUGUUUAGAUGCAAGUUAUUGAAUGCAGUUGAUGCCUUUCAGACUGCGCUUGGAAAACAAAACCUUGGUCAGUUACACUACAAAGCCGUAAAAGAUCGUAAUGGAAGCACGGUUAUCGUGACAGUCAACUGUCUAAAUCACGCCAGCGCGUUUCGACCCAGAAUAAUGGCCCUGAAGUGGACAUCGCUUAUCAAACUUCAAAAGAAAGCAAGUUUCCCUAUCAACCUUCCUGCAGAUCUUUGUUACGCAUCCGAUAUGUUGAUAACCAGUAUCAAGGAAAAAGUUGAAUACUUCCAACAGAGUCGUAAAUCGCUCGAAAGGGGAAUGUACAUAGGCUACCUGAAGCUUCGUACCUUUGUCGAUGCCAUUCACGUGGUUGUCAAUGAGACCUGUCCCAAUGUUCUUCCACAUGUCAAGAUACGCGACAACCCCAAUGUAUCGAGAGAGGAAUGGCAAUGGCUGCAGAGUAUGGAUACUUUAGGUGAACGCACCUACGAACCGACCAAAACUGCACACGACUUUCAACUGCUCGUCGCUCGAGCUGCAGAAAUUCUGAUGGAAGAAGUUGGUGUCAGCAAAGAGGCAUCCAAGCUUCAUCGUAUUUACGAUCGUGAAGUAGUUGAACUGGACGAAAAUGUUUCGUUUUUGAUCGUUUUCCCGCCACCAGAAGACGUUUGCAGCGCACCAGGACAAGUUGACACUCUGACUCACCGGAAGAAAUAUAUCUCACUUCCUGUCCAGACAUUUGAAAUGAUUCAUAUGUGUACCUACCAAUCGGAUUUUAUAUCCCAUUAUUCACGAUUAUCAUCGGUACUCGACAUGGACUCUGUGCUUGCCCAGCAGUCGUUACGUGAGGCAUUCUCAUCAGGUGAAAUAGAGAAAGCCAAGCAGCGACAAGUACAGCUAAUGGAAUUUCAAAGGGAACUCGAUGAGACGUGGAAAGGUAUGCGGUGGAUUCUCGAUGCUUUGCAUUAUGCACGUGAUCGUCAAGUUCGUGGSGGUAUACCGCURGUUGAAGUAUUCAAGUUCUCAGCUUGUCACAUGAGGAAGACUGGUUCAUCGGGUAGUAAUUCAAGUCCCAAACCCAAAGACGGCGUGGUCAAAGUUUUCUCCACGCGUGAAACCGGUUUACCAGCGGGUGCAGAAGUCACGCUUCACAUAACACCCCAAACAACUGCCAAUGAAGUUGUUGCUAUGGUAAUACAACAAUUGGAGAAAACCUGUGAACAACGAAGAAAAAUUUGUCAAAAUAUUCGUGAAACUGAGUACAAAAACUACUGUCUUGUCGCUGUUGUUGGUUCUCAGGAAAAAUGCUUCAGUGAUGAUUUUAAACCUCUUGAACUUCAAAAUCCUUGGAAACGAGGAAAACUUUACGUCAGGUUAAAAACUUCAGCAAUGGCUGCCACUAACUUUGGUCAGUUUACAAGUGUCUAAUUAUCCGGCUGGGCCUGGGUAUUAGUGCAUUCUCUUUGUUUAGUUAUCAAAAAAGCCUUCUUAAACCAAGACUCUUCUCGGUGUAUACCAAACGAACUACAGUGUGAGUUGGGCUUGGUGCUAGAAUUGUCCAAUAGUAAGAAUGUAAUUCAAUUAAGUAAACAGGUUAAUAGGUAGGGAGAGAUUUCUAUAUGAAAAUUCCAGCUAAAAUUCUGUUAAAUAACAAGGCGAAUGCGUGACAUUUAAAACCCAUAUAUGGCAAUGUAGGAACAGUCUUUUAGUGUCCAGACCACAGUGUUUAUUUAAAAAGAUUUCUAUACAUAUAUUUCUAUCUUAAAAUGAAAUGCAAUCGAAUAACAAAAUGCAUGUAUAUAUUAAAAUAUUGAAAGCAAGUCAAGUCAAUUUGACUUAACAUUAAAUAAUCGAGAGUUUAAUAUAAUGAUCACAUGAUAUGGUUUGCAUGACGACUUUUUUGAAUACAAUAAAGGGCUUGUUAUGACUGAGUGACAGGCAGAGUGGCUAACGGGAUAUAGACAGCCAUUGCUUAUUAUGUUUGAAUACGUUUAUAAGUAUUUCUCAUGAAUAGAGUGUAGUCGGCCUUAAAAGACUGCAUUCUAUAUUCAGGAAGACCAAUUUGAGAUCAUUCAACCAUUCAAUUCAUGGAACGUGUCAAAGUAUUCUAGGGGAUGGUUUGCGCAUGUCCAGUUGGUCUUCCUUGAUAGUGUGUUUGUAUACUUGAGUUAUUUAUUGAUAGUUGAUGAGGUAGUUAGAUUGUUAAAAAACAAAUAAAUCAGAUCUAUUUA